Sporothrix brasiliensis 5110 is the source of this 360-nucleotide messenger RNA. RefSeq lists its product as uncharacterized. NCBI's taxonomy places the organism in Eukaryota, Fungi, Ascomycota, Sordariomycetes, Ophiostomatales, Ophiostomataceae. The record is from RefSeq and is a predicted model, not a curated record. The transcript has a single exon. The coding region runs from base 1 to 360 and encodes 119 amino acids.
AUGGCUACCGACGCUGUCUACACCGGCCCCUCGGUCGGCACCAUGAUCAACACCCACACGCUGGCCAGCGAAAUCAUCGCCCGCCACGGCACCGGCGCCGAGGCCGUCCUCGACGACGACAACAUCCGCCAGCUGCGCCGCUACCUGGACGCGCCCGACGGCGAGAAGCGCGCCGUGCUGGCCAAGACGGGCACCGACAACGUCGACACGGCCCUCGCCAAGGUGCACGAGGGCGGGUACACGCUGAUUGACUAUGCGGCGCUGGCGCGCGGCUCGGCCAAGGCCGCCUUCACCGACGACGAGGAGGCGGCGCUCCGGUCGUGGCUGCAAGGCGGCGGCGGGGCGCCGCAGGACAGCUAG